AUGAAGCUCUCAUCGUUUAUUUUCCAAACUCUAACAGUUCAUUUCAUAUCCAAAAUCGAAGCAGCACCUAUUCCAACAUUACCAUCCACAAUUACGAGCAGAGGUAAUGACAAUAUAACAAGUACCGGAUUGCUUGCCUCAUCUAAUGAUUCAGUUCUUUCAAACUCAAAUAUAAUUGAAAAACAUAUGGGUUUAAGCAAUAUCAAUUUCAAUCUCAACUUACCGGAAUCAAUUAAAUCCAAAGUAGUUAUUGAAUCUACUAAUACUGAUCAUACCCAAAAGAUAAAAAAUAUCUCCAUAUUGUACAAAAGGUCUUUUCCAAACCCAUCUAACCUUUCAAACUUCACAAUAGAGGAAAGAUCAAACACAAAAUCCUGCUCCAUCAAGUUUUUUUCAGAUCCUCUUGUUAUAUUUUUUUUGGUUUCAAUUUAUUCAUAUGCUGCAUUCAUGUUUGGCUGGCUAUUGACUCCAUUUGUUUCCAAGUUUAGUGAUGAUUUGAUUGCAUUAUGGUAUGAAUUAGAUUUGAGUAGGAACUAUUCUUUCAGGGAGAAGUUCAAAAUUACAAUUUUACAUAAGGGAUUCUACAAGUUUUUAGGGGCUGCUACAUUGGCUUAUACUCCAGGUAUACAUGUUUUUCUUAUUCUAGGUGCUUACUAUGGUGUUUGUUUUAUAAUUAAGCUCGUGCAAGGAAAAGCUAUAAAGAAAGCUAGGGAAGAAGCUAAUCCACCAGAUAUUGCACUUGAUUCGUUUCGAAGAUUACCUGAUGGAUCUUUUGUACGUUGUUGA
Messenger RNA from Hansenula anomala, 786 nucleotides. RefSeq lists its product as uncharacterized. The transcript is spliced from 2 exons. The record is from RefSeq and is a predicted model, not a curated record. Lineage: Eukaryota; Fungi; Ascomycota; Saccharomycetes; Phaffomycetales; Wickerhamomycetaceae. The coding region runs from base 1 to 786 and encodes 261 amino acids.